Messenger RNA from Staurois parvus, 284 nucleotides. Lineage: Eukaryota; Metazoa; Chordata; Amphibia; Anura; Ranidae. The record is from the annotation of a GenBank genome assembly.
GACUGCAGACACAGUACAGGGGAUGACCAGAGACUGCGGACACAGUACAGGAGAUGACCAGAGACUGCGGACACAGUACAGGAGAUGACCAGAGACUGCGGACACAGUACAGGAGAUGACCAGAGACUGCGGACACAGUACAGGAGAUGACCAGAGACUGCGGACACAGUACAGGAGAUGACCAGAGACUGCGGACAGUACAGGAGAUGACCAGAGACUGCGGACACAGUACAGGAGAUGACCAGAGACUGCAGACAGUACAGGAGAUGACCAGAGACUGCAGA